Leguminivora glycinivorella is the source of this 3980-nucleotide messenger RNA. RefSeq lists its product as uncharacterized. Lineage: Eukaryota; Metazoa; Arthropoda; Insecta; Lepidoptera; Tortricidae. The transcript has 5 exons. The record is from RefSeq and is a predicted model, not a curated record. Bases 277 to 3816 code for a protein of 1179 amino acids.
UAAAAGCUAUAAACAAAGUAAACAAUCCAUCGGACAAGGAAUCAGAUAAUGUCCAGUACCCAAAAAUUGAAAUAGUGCAAAAAGCCAUAGCAUGCCUCACAAACUGUGCACAAGAAAAAACACAACUGAGUAAGUCAAAUGGAGAGAAGCGGAAAUUUUAGCUCUGCAAGUCAAAAUUGAUGCGGCAAACAGAAUAUUGAAUCCAAGGAUGCAUCAACACAAGUUCAUACGAGCUUCAGUAAAAAAACGCAAAAUGGGAAAUAUGUUAAACUAUUAAUGCUACAAAAGUCGAAAAGGAAAGCUCUUAAGGAAAAGCAAAUAUUAACAACCAAUGUUACAGUAGAAAGCCAGUCAAAAAAAAUUAAACCAAAAAUUAAUCAUGUACCACCACCACCACCAAAAAUAUUGCCUAAGACAACCUUAAAUGACAAAAAAAGAACUGAAAACACUAUAGUGGUGUUGCCAGCUGCCCCAUACAUGUUUCCCCAAAGACCAUUAUUCUUGCCAGCCGUGCCACCAGCUUUUCUUAUAGUGGAUCCAAACAUUCAGACUUUAAAUAAACCAUCUGUGCCCACUGUGAAUAGGACAGGAGUAGAUACAACUAAAACCACCAUGGUGAACAUUUUACCAAUAUCUGCGUACUCGCGACCAUUAUCAGCAACCAAAACAAAAAGAGUAAACUCGAAAUCUAAAAAUGAUACCAUUAAAAAAGUAAAAAAGAAACCGAAUAUACCAAAACCAGCUAAAGAACUAGUAAAAAGGAAACAACCUAACAAUGUCACUGAUAAAGCAAACUUGAAAAGUAAUGACAAUCCACCUAAAGAGAAAAAAAAAGAAAUCUUAGCAACUGAUACGGAAGUGAAAUGUCCAAAAGAUCCAAUAACCAAAAUGAAACCUUCAGAUGUAGUAGAUGAUACUGUUGUCCCAACUCAAAAAAAGAAAGAGGACGAAAGUGGUGUCACGAACAAUAAAAUCUCUAUUAAUACGUCAAAAUCAGAAGAAAAACCAAACUUAAUCACAAUAAAAACCGCUGAAAAGGUAAAUUUAAAUGAAAAUCAAAAGGCGACUGCACCACCUGUUCCAACUAAUAGAAAUGAAAUCCUCAAAGAAGUUAACAUUUCUAUGAAAUCAACCACGGUAGAGGAUAAAGACAAAGAAAAUAAAUUACCUAAUAUUCUAGAUACUUCUCUGUGUGAGAGUGGAGUAGAUGCUGGAAAUGCUCGGCUAGAGUUAGCUGAGGAAUUCUUGGCUGCCUCGCCUACAGCUGCAUUCCUGAUGUCUUUUCCCCUCGUCAGUGGUAAUCGCGCUGAUAGUCCAGCGGAAGACGCGCCAAAUACCAUUCACACCAACGUCAAAGACACUAACUCACAAAUAACUAUGCCUCCUGCACCAAACGAGAUAUAUUUUGAAAAACCGACAGCUAAUAAUGACGUCAAAACAAAACCAUUACAUAAACAACCUAGCUCGACAGCAAUUUCUGAAAAACAGACGCCACAAAAUAAAUAUUUAGACAACAAUAUCAUCAGCAAAGCGGUAGCGAAAACGUCUACCUCCGUUGCAUCGUCAAAUCCGUCCAAUGAAAAUCCUUUCUUGAGUUUACCAACGCCAUCACUUAUAGUAACAACGACGCAGUCUGAUACAUUCGGCCUGGACUUUGACUGCAGUAUAAGCAAGUCCAUCCCGAGCCAGUCGUCUUCCUACGUCAGCAACAGUAACUUAUUUUACAAGAGCGACCCGUUCAAUGCUGUCAAGAGCAGUAUUUAUAGCACCAGCAGUAUAGCUUCCGGGCACGAAUUUAACAGCCUUGGACUCUACCCAUGUGCAAUGGAGAAAUACAGUAAAAACAAAUCAGAUUACACAAAUGUUGAAGAUAAUCUUAUGAAGAUUGGAUCUUCUCGGUUAACAUACGACAUUGAUCUCGGUUGGUCACAUAAAGGAUUCGAUUUUGUAAAUUGCACAACAAAUUCCAAUACAUUUAGUAAAGACAUCCUGACCACAGGCACAGCCCCAACAUAUUCUUCGUCUUACAAUCCAUUUAACCCGGAAUUUCACGUGCCGCUGGUAUCAGCAUCGAGUAAAAAAGAUUCUUCGAGCAAACCCAUGGCUUCAUUUGCGGAAACCAUAACAAGCUUUUAUUCAACUCCACAACCUACGAACCUAUGGUCAGAAGAUAUGUGCUUUUAUAACAAUAGUAGUACUUCUAAAACAUUGACGAAUAAACACCAGAAUUAUCUCCAUCUAGAACACACCCAACCAAAUGCUUCAAUCAAACCUGCUGUGACCAAACAAUAUGAAAUCAAAAGCAUCCCCGAUCCCAGUUUGCAAAAUAAUGUGAAACCACCUAAUGAAACCAUUAGGCAGCAAUUACCUGAAAAAUACAACAAAAAGUCACCAAAUAAAAUGCACAUCAAUUGGAUGACGUCCGAGCUGCGGCCAAUGCAAAACAUUUGCAAUCCACCACAAUCUGAAAUGAAAGAACCUCACAAGCAACCGUAUGGUCUAGUAGAACACUCUUCUAAAAAGCAAGACCAACACGAAGGAAAUUAUUUCCCUAUUGCCAUACAUAAUUUUGCGACUCAACCUACUCAAGAAGAUUUUCAGGUUUGGCCCUCGACGAGACCUCUGGGUACCACGGAAAUAAGCAUUGAACCUCCUCCUAUAAAUCUACCGACAUUGGUCGGAGAUCUGGCUUUAGGACCCCACGAUAAGAAGAAAAAUGCAGAUUUAUCAAACAGAAUUGGGGUCCAGCCAGACAUUCAGAACUGUGGUAACUUCUUAUCUGUUACCCAACUCAUGAAUCGUUCUUCCGACAAUGCAACCUCACGAUAUCAUGGCUCUACUACGGAAACUGCCAAACCGAUUGCUGCAAAACAAAGUAAUGCGCAAUUCUCUACUGAUGUCAAUCGUAAACCGAUGUCAUCACGCGCUGAAAUUAAUUUACCGCAACCAUGUUAUGUAUUUAACGAUCCGAAGCAUUCUUAUGAAAAUAUGGGCCAAUUUUCGCAACUUAAGUCGAAAACAAAUAAGUCUGAUAAAACUACAAAGGCUCAUAAAAAUAGUUAUUCUGCAGAAGCUUUAAUUCGAAGUGGUAAUUGCACGCAGAAGGUUCAAGAUCACAUCGGUCCAAAGUUCAUGACUCCGUCGCAAAAGUACGGUGACUUCAAUACGUCACAAGAUACGAGUGUAGCUCAGGUGUCACAUUUUCCUCCUAUACUGGAUUAUUCCGAUAACAGUUACACUGGCCAACAAUUUUCCGGAACAACAUUGUAUAACGCCACCACUAAUACUAUAUCGAAUUCAUUCUAUUCUAACUUCAUGUCGGGCAGUGCAAAUAUAAUGACCGGCAGCUACACAAGUGGUCCUUUCACUGGAGAGUUUAUGGAUUACAAUCAAGCGGAGUGCAAUUAUUCCAACAAUAAAUACGAAGAGUUUAAAAUGCGCGGUAACCCAGUCUUCCAAGAUAAAGUUCCUUCUAAUUACAAGAGUUCUAGACGAGAGUCUGGUACCAAGCACAAACUGGAAUGUUCCAAAAAAGAGAGUAAAAAGUAUCAAAACAAGCGUGCGAAAGUGACAGAAACGGAGGAGUGGAGCGACGCUAACUUGUUCUGGCAGAACAAGGGCCAGAGUAAGAAGGGUCCGAACAUGUUGCCGGAGGAGCUGUCGUUCGCAAACUACGUGGGGAACGGCAUGGCGCCGCAGUACCAGCACGAGCUGUUCAACAGCCACCUGGUGAACGCGCCCGCCGACCGCUCGCUCGCGACCUUCCCUGCUACGUCGCGCGCCAAUUUCAACCUCAGCACCAUAUUCCGGAAAUAACAAUGAAAGUGCAGUAAAUGGCGUCCAUAAAUAAGGAUUAAUUCUACGUCUUGGAAUUUCUGAAUGGUAUACGCAUCCACCUAAGUAUUUAUCUGUGAUGUUGAAUAAGUAUUACUGGAUUAUAAGUUAUAUAAAUUAAAUGUUUGUAUAGUUGGUAAAUAUGA